Messenger RNA from Lolium rigidum, 1608 nucleotides. Its product is annotated as protein POLLENLESS 3-LIKE 2-like. Lineage: Eukaryota; Viridiplantae; Streptophyta; Magnoliopsida; Poales; Poaceae. The coding region runs from base 1 to 1608 and encodes 535 amino acids. The transcript has 4 exons. Gene Ontology annotation, molecular function: protein binding. The record is from RefSeq and is a predicted model, not a curated record.
AUGCCGCAGAACCAGCAGCACCAGCUCGAGCAGUGGCUCUCCGCCGGCGGCGGCGUGGGCGGGACGCUGCGGCCGACCAAGUCGGCCCCCUGCUCGCCCGUCAAGCCCCUCCUGGCGCCGCCGGGGCCGGCGCAGGCGGCCAUGCUGCGGACGCACUCCGACUCCUUCCAUGUCGCCCACAAGGUCCCCGUCGGCGACACGCCCUACGUCCGCGCCAAGCGCGUCCAGCUGGUGGACAAGGACCCCGAGAAGGCGAUCGCGCUGUUCUGGGGCGCCAUCAACGCCGGCGACCGCGUGGACAGCGCGCUCAAGGACAUGGCCAUCGUCAUGAAGCAGCAGAACCGCGCCGAGGAGGCCAUCGAGGCCAUCAAGUCCCUCCGCAGCCGAUGCUCCGACCAGGCGCAGGAGUCGCUCGACAACAUCCUGCUCGACCUCUACAAGAGGUGCGGGCGUCUGGACGACCAGAUCUUGCUGCUCAAGCACAAGCUGCAGCUCAUCCACCAGGGCCACGCCUUCAACGGCAAGCGCACCAAGACGGCGCGCUCCCAGGGCCGCAAGUUCCAGGUCACCCUCGAGCAAGAGGCCACCAGGCUCCUCGGCAACCUCGGGUGGGCGCUGAUGCAGAAGGAGAACUACACGGAGGCGGAGGGGGCGUACCGGCGGGCGCUGAUCAUCGGCCCGGACAACAACAAGAUGUGCAACCUGGGCAUCUGCCUCAUGAAGCAGGGCCGGGUGCACGAGGCCAAGGACGUGCUCAAGCAGGUGCGCCCCGCCGGCGUCGACGGACUGCGCGGCGCCGACUCCCACCUCAAGGCCUACGAGCGCGCGCAGGAGAUGCUCCGGGACCUCGAGGUCAAGCUCGUCGGGCGGCCCGGCUGGGAGCAGCUCGCCGUCGACAAGAACUGGCUCUUCGACGCGCUGCGAAUGGGCUCCUCCUCCAGCAUCUGGCAGCCGCAGCCCUGCAUCGACCACCUCAUGCCCCGGCAGCCGCAGCCGCGCGGUGGCGACCAGUUCGCCGACGAGAACGCCGCGAGCAACAAGAUGGUGCCGCCGCCGCAGCAGCAGCUGCUGCAGCCCAACCUCAACAUCGACGCGCGGCCGUUCUACUCGCACCGGAUGCCGCCGCUGGCCGCCAAGCCGCAACAGCAGAACGCGCCGCGCCAACAGCAGCUGCUGCAGCAGCAGCUGCUGCAGCAGCAGAAGGCGCCGGCUCAGAUGCAUCACGAUCCCAUGGGCAACCUGAAGAGGACGAGGUCCGGCACCGCCAUGGACAAGGCAGCUGCGGCAGCCGUCGGGGAGAAGACCAAGGAGCAGAGCAGCAACAACGAGGCUGACAAGGAGGACGUCAACGGCGGCAGGCGUAAGUCGCUCACCGCCGAGGAAAGGUGGCCGGAGCUGCCAGACCACAACGCGUUCGACGAGGCCCUCGUCGCGUCGGUCAUCGCCCCUGUCCUGGACGAUGACGAGAACUGCAACAACAACGCCAAGCCGGUGGCGGCACCGUCCCCGGCGAGCUGCUGCGACACGAGCCCGGCGGCGCUGAAGGAGAAGGUGGGGAAGAGGCUGAGGAUCUUCCAGGACAUCACACAGACACUCAACGCUCUCUGA